Ilex paraguariensis (yerba mate) is the source of this 617-nucleotide messenger RNA. NCBI's taxonomy places the organism in Eukaryota, Viridiplantae, Streptophyta, Magnoliopsida, Aquifoliales, Aquifoliaceae. The record is from the annotation of a GenBank genome assembly.
AUGCAGAACGAGGAGGGACAAAACAUGGAUCUUUACAUUCCGCGGAAGUGCUCUGCCACGAACAGGCUGAUUACUUCAAAAGAUCAUGCUUCUGUACAGAUCAAUGUUGGUCAUGUGGAUCAAACUGGCCGGUAUACCGGUCAAUUCUCCACAUUUGCUCUGUGUGGUUUCGUCCGGGCCCAGGGAGAUGCUGAUAGUGCCCUUGACAGGCUCUGGCAGAAGAAGAAAGCCGAGGUCCGACAACAGUGAUUGGCCUUGGUGAUCUUGUGUCUCUCUUCAAGCAGUUGUAUCCCUUUAAUGCAAAGUGAGGGUUUCAUAUGGAUUUUCUCUAGUUUUGCAGACUAGUUUAAUUUCAUUGGGGGCAUGAAUGAAUGAAUGAUGUUACGUUUGUGUUUUUCAUCAAACCUGUCUAGUAUGCAAGGAUUGAAAUUUAAUAUUUUCCUCAAAUUUUGCAAUCCUCGAGUCUCUGAUCAAAGCCAAUUUAGUUUUGAAUAAUGUCGUACACAUCAUCUUUGUUAACCACCACGUCUCUUAUGCCACUUGACGGGGUACAAUCAAAGUCAUUAAAUAUUUAAUAAAUUUUAUGGGGCUUAUUAAUUUGAUGGUCUAUGUUAAGA